AUGGAGGUUACGGCUCCCGUGAACCCAAAUGUGGGUAAGGCGGAAUCUAGAGUGAGGGGCUUCACUAGGAUGAAUCCUUCGGAGUUUUAUGGUUCUAAGGUUGAGGUAGAUCCUCAAGAGUUCAUUGAUGAAGUUUAUAAGGUCUUGAUAAUCAUGGGAUUGACGCUGGUGGAAAAGAUGGAGUUGACAGCUUAUCAACUAAAAGAAAUGGUGGGUAAAGAGUGUCGUACCGCCAUGCUCAUUAAUGACAUAGGCAUUUGUCAUCUCAUGGUACAUGCACAACAGAUCAAAGAGGACAAACUUAAGGAAAGAUCUCUAAAGACAAAGAGAGCCAAAACCGAUGAUGGAAAUUUCACUCAUGUAGGUAAGAUGGACAUGGUCGUCCUAGGUUUCAACAAAGGUUUUCCGAUCAAGGUUUCUCCAAUAUGUGGAAAGAAGCAUGAGGGUAAUUGCCUAGCUGGCACAGAUGGUUGCUUCAGUUGUGAUUAA
Solanum stenotomum is the source of this 489-nucleotide messenger RNA. RefSeq lists its product as uncharacterized. The transcript has 3 exons. The coding region runs from base 1 to 489 and encodes 162 amino acids. NCBI's taxonomy places the organism in Eukaryota, Viridiplantae, Streptophyta, Magnoliopsida, Solanales, Solanaceae. The record is from RefSeq and is a predicted model, not a curated record.